This is a messenger RNA of Corythoichthys intestinalis (scribbled pipefish), 4823 nucleotides long. It is a transcript of the gene entrep2, whose product is annotated as family with sequence similarity 189 member A1. Gene Ontology annotation, cellular component: membrane. The transcript is spliced from 12 exons. The record is from RefSeq and is a predicted model, not a curated record. Lineage: Eukaryota; Metazoa; Chordata; Actinopteri; Syngnathiformes; Syngnathidae. Bases 618 to 3008 code for a protein of 796 amino acids.
GUAAGUCAGCCUGGCUCCCGCUGCUGCAUGCGCACAGGCGCACUGUGGCACAUUUCCAACAACUGCGCACAGAAGCCCUCCGCCGUUUGCCCGAUUGCGGAAAUUUUACCACAGUAUCGGACACGCUGGAUACAGGAAGUCACAGGACGCCGCGUCCUGAUUUCACACAUGCGGGCUGAUGUGGGGCUUUAGCAUGGCAGCCGCAGCAGCAGCAGCAGCAGCAGCAGCAGCAUGACAACGCGGCAAGGUUGGUUCUCCUCCGGUGCGCCUUCGGUGACUCUUCUACCGAGGAAUGGCUUGUUCGUCGGAGCUAAGAAGGAAUUUGGUGCGCGCGGACUAUAAAAGCCUUGGUUUCCACUUCGAGUGUGGCGAUAAGCAUCUGGUACUGAUUGCACCCUUGUCGCCACUUCUUCCCUCCCACUCCCGGCAAGCACCACACUAAUUGGAGAUCAUCUUAAUUGAUCGAGAACAACCGCGUCGCGUUUUGACCUCCACUCCCGUCGGUUAAGCUUAGGCACUUUCUAUUUUGGGAUUUCUUCUCUCGCAUAGCAUCUUCGUCGGGCUAUCUUCCUCGCUUGCGCUCGUUCCACCUUUGCACUGCACCUUUAUUCCGGACAAUGCCGGUGAACGCGUUGCCCCGGGCGGGCAUCAGCGGCCAGGGCUCUCUCAGCCCGGCGUCGCUGUCCCGCAGCCUUUCUCGGCUGAGAGAAUACCGAACUCGGACCCGGAUCAUGCUGGCUCUCGGAGUCUCUCAGAUGGUCCUGGGGAGUCUCAUCCUGGCCGUCAGCUUCGCGGCUCUGGCUCUCACCACAUCCCCAAGGGUGCGACACUCCUGCCCUUUCUGGGCUGGCUUCUCUGUUCUUCUUUCUGGGCUUAUCGGUGUGGUGUCAUGGAAGAGGCCACUCUCACUGGUGAUCACAUUCUUCAUGUUGUUGUCAGCGGUUUGUGUGAUGCUCAACCUGGCAGGAUCAAUCCUCUCUUGUCAGAAUGCUCAGUUGGUCAACUCACUGGAAGAAUGUCAGCUGCUCAAGUUUGACAGCGAUGGAGUGUGCGUUUGCUGUGAGUUACAGCAACAGAGCUCAAGCUGCAACAACCUUGGAGAAACGCUGAAACUUAACCCACUGAGGGACUGCAAUACCAUCCGCUUACGUCUCAAGGAAUUGCUGUUCAGCGUAUGUGCCCUUAACGUCAUAUCCACCAUUGUUUGUGCCCUAGCGACAGCCAUGUGCUGCAUGCAAAUUGUCUCCACUGAUGUGCUGCAGAUGUUCAUGCCACACCGAACAAGAGAGCUAAAUGCUGAUUGUAUGACCCCCCAUGGAACUAUUCUCCACCAAACACUGGACUUUGAUGAGUUUAUUCCUCCCAUUCCCCCGCCACCUUAUUACCCCCCUGAGUAUACCUGCACCCCAUCAAUGGAUGGACAAAGGGGCCUGCACUUGGACUUCCCUCAUUCUCCCUUCAGUGCCAUUUAUGGGGUGCCCAUCAACAGCCCUGGAACACUGUAUCCAACUGACCUGCCCCCACCGUAUGAGACUGUGGUGGGGCAGACCCCUGCAAGCCAGGUCACCACCAGCAUGGAACAACAAGCCACAGAAUCCAGUUUAUGUGACAGAAACACAACUGCAGGACUCAGCACUCAGGCCUCCGUAGACAGUGCAUCCCUAAUGGUGUCAGAGGUUGCUGAUCAAGACCACACUUGCUCUUCAGAGGAUUUGUGUUCCCUGGAGGUCCAAGGCUCAGAUUCAUCUCCCUAUAGCACACCCCACACUGCAGUGACCGAUGGAAGCUGCACUAGCCUUGAACUUUGUACACGGACACGCUGCCAUGGCUCAUCUAACACCAACGCCCGCCCCAGUGACACUGGAUUCAGUGAGUCUUCACAUACCCAGGAGUCCCUUGAACGUUCUCCAGACUGGUCCUCCGAAAACUACAGCAAUUUGGACCAAGAAGAUUCCGCAGACAACUUGCGUAUAUGUGAGGAACUGAGGCCUGCCAUGCACCUUUGUGAUGAGCUUGCCUCAGCCAAACAUUUGCCAGAAGACCCACCGAAAUUGUCACCACACUCUCUCAUUAAAGCACGAAUGAUGAGCCGGAAACUCCCGCUAGCUGUUGCUAUCCCCCCACCUCCUCAGCCAUGCUCCCCCACCUCAGUGGCCUCCUCUGGUGGAACCUUAGCCAUCAGCCCCUUGGCUCCCUCUCCAUCUCCCUCCCCUCCCAGCCGGCUACGAGGCCCACGGCUGUGCUUUAGUGUAUGGUCACCCUCUGCAACGCCACAGCCCCCUUCUACCUCAUCUCAAAGUGGACGUUCACCUGCAGAGAGGCCUCUAGUGCUUCGUGCCGCCAGGAGAUACCGCAAGCUGGCGCGUAUUGUCCGCUCUACCAGUGACCCGAUCUCCUGCUCCUCAACUACUGGAAGAGAAACUUGUGUCUCCACCACUGCAAUUAAUGCUUCAGCUGGUGAUUCAUCUCAUACGUCUCCGGAGCAAGAGCAAUCGGGCACGUCGGUGGAAGGCAUUGGAGGCAAAGCCAGUCACAUGUGCGGCAAGAAGCAACAAAAGGAGAGCAAAAAAAUAGACCUCCACCUUAGAAAAGGGGCUCUGCAAGCACAUUCCCCUCAUGAGCGACCACAGUCCCUGGCUGACCUUAAAAUGUAUAAAGACACUAAAAUACUGGUGGCCAAAUUCCUGGAGCAUUCAAGCUGCAAUUUACCGCCUGAAGUCCAGCAAGUUGUCAACAACAUAAAGUGUGUCAUCAAGUCUGACGAAAAACAUAUGGAGGAGGCCAUAUUUAGUGCCAAUGUCAUAGAUCAGGUGAUGACCCAGCGCAUUAGUGGCAGUCCCAGGAAACGUGGACAGGAGGAUCUUCACCUCCAAAGCUGCGGUGCUUUGAGUUCUUCCCCUUCCAUGCGCCGUCCCAAAAAUCUCCCUCAAACUACCAGCACUUGUACAGAUGCCCUGAACUCACCUUCCUUUGAACAAAGCAUUGAGUGCAGGGAAACAAUUCUCUGACCACUGUCAUGUCAAGGACCUGGGUUUAAACUAUGAGGAUGUUCCAAAGUGCUCGUGUUGCAGCCACACUAUGCUGUGCAGUAAUACAUAAGCAGUCGGUCAUCAUGAGGUCAUGUUUGCAAAGUAUGACAGUGGCAUAAGAAAAGGGGAAGAUGCUCAAACUAUCUACUAUGGCCCCAAGAGAGUGCAUACAGUCAUCAGCAGAAAUAGUAGCAAACUCUGACUGAGCCUGCUUGUCUGUAGUGGCUUUUUUUCUCAUCAGAAAAAAAAACUGAAUGUUUCUCCCUCAGGGGAUUUUUUUUACACGGAGUUUCAUCAAAAUGGAACACAUUGCCGCAAAGCUGGGAUCUGUCAUUCAAAGACAAGUGAUAUUGUGUUACAGUAUUGGUAUUUUCCUUGUCUGUGUGUGAAACAGGAAGAAAUAUUUAAAUAUAAAAUAAUCAACUGUGAAUUGGAGAGAAUGGGCUGUUCUAGCCAAUGUUUGAAGAUUUUCUGAAAUUAUUACUGAUAGGGUGGUGAAUAUUUUGUGGUGCCACUGGUUCAAGAACAUUACAAACAUUUUAACUUACCUCAUUGUGUUAUAUUUCUUAUCAGUGUUCUAAUAAAAGAUAAGUUUGUAUCUUUUGAUUUGUGUUGUUAUUCCAGUAGAGGUUGGAAGACUUGUCAACCAAUUAUACUCAGAGUAGAGUAGCCAAAGGCUCUACUCAAGUUAGAGUAGCGUUACUUCUAAAUAAGUAAAAAAGUGUUCAUUAAAAAGAAUACUCCAGUAAUUAGUAACAUUGUGAGUAACUGCUUACAAUGAUGGAUUUUUUUGAAAUAAUACAUUUUUUGCUAGCACAACUUCAUCUACAUCAACUGUUAUUAUUAUACUGUACUCUAACCUAUAAAAUGACCAUAUAAGGCCAAAAAGAGGACACAAAAAUCAUCAAAUCCAGGCCAGAACAACACACAAUGAGUGCCUUCUAGUGGAGAAAGAAACAUUUUUACCUCUGAAUGGUAUAAUGGAGUCAUGUGGUUAUUGUUGCAACGUCUCAUUGGUGAAACAAUAAGCCACUGUCGGUAUCUCUGGCAAAAAUAAAGUUAGUAUACUAGUAUAGAGUAAAGAGGAAAAAUGUAACCACUAGCCCAAAGUAGCAAAGUAUUAAUAUUGUUUCUUCCUCACAAAUCUACUCAGGUAAAGGCAGGGGUGAAAGUGGGCCAGAACGGUCAGGAACACAGUUUCGGUAUAAGAUUCAGGGCCGGAACACUGUUCCUGUAUACGGUGCUUUGAUUCCAAAAAUAUGACGGGAAAUGUCAAAACGCUAUGUAAAAAAAAAUUCAAAGCUGCCACACAUGCAUUUCAUCUCCAAGAAGAAAACAAUCUACCAACAUCAGAUUUACAUACACAAGUGUUAACAACAAGUAUGAUAAAGUGCUUUUGUAGCAUAAUCCGUUUCCACCAAUAUUUAUUAUUUAUUUAAUUCCACGGACGGCAUAGAGGUUUCCCCAGCUGCUGCAGUUAUCUGAAUUUGACGCGUCACAUCAAUGUGCGAAUGCACGCAGCAAAGCGAAACGCCUGGACUCAUAUAUAUACGUUCAAUUGGCUGACAUACUGACAUGUGAUCACCAGAGAUAGUUAGCCCUGAUUGGUUCAAAUGAAACAGCAAAAAAAAAAAAAAAAAAAAAAAGGGCAAUGCAACAGAAAAUGGAUCAAAUCUUUAAAAGCAAGCAAAAAGUUAAGGAGGCUUAUUUAUCAUAUUUAGUUUUAUUUGCUCUGAUGGGGAGGUUCAGAACAUCAUAGCUGUCAAUGUGCACUUUGGACUUACAUUUGUUCAU